ACUGCAGGAGCCGGCCGGCCGGCCAGGGAGAGAGCACCGCCCCCGGGUGAGUUGCAGUGCGGUCCCGGCCUCCAGCGCCAGGGAGCCACGGUAACCGGGGCCUGAGGCUAACAUGGACCAGUCGGUUGUGCUGCAGGAGACGCUGGAACCGGGUGAACAGUGCCGCACAGCGGUACAAGGCAUUAUACUGGAUGGAGAAUCGAAUGAAAGCCGUAUUAUUGGACUUGUGGAAUGCAACAGUGAAUAUGCGAUUUUUAUGUACACUCAUAGAAGAAUGGCGAUCAUUGCAGAGGAUGUUUCGUUAGAAGAAAUAGUGCCUGUGUCAAAGGAUUUUGUUAUUGAGGAAGUGAUUCAGGAUACACAUGUUAUUGGUUCUGAUACCACAGUCAAAAUAAUAUCAAGAGGCGUUGAUCUAGAGCUUCAGCUCCCCUUUGGUUCACAGACCAGAAUAUUCUUACAGGAAACCCACAAGGCAUGUGAAGAAUUACACAAACAACCUGUCACUGGAGGAUUCCCACCUCAAUUUCUAUGGCUAUCAAAGUACAGACAAAAGAAAGAUUUCCAGUUGCACAGAUCCCUGGGGGAAAAAUAUGCAAAUUGUACUCCAUCCUCAUCCGAUCAGAAAGGAAAGAAGAUGGCCAGUAAAAUAGGCGGCGACUCUGAUCUGCUAGCAAUCCAACAUGGUGGUGAAGAGAGGGACAGUCACACGUAUGAAGAUGGCUGUGUUGAGCCUACUCCAGAAAAGCCUGAUAAAAUGAAGCCGGACAUAACUGAUGACAUGGUCCGCAAUGCCAGCAUGUUGGCUACAAGCAAAGCUCAAAUCCUCAUGAUGCCACAGUUUGGCCUGCGUGACAAUCUGAUCAAAUCGGAGUUGCUGAAGCAAGAAGAAAAGUACACUUACAUCAGAAACUACAGGAUUUUUGCAGGAACAUACAAUGUGAAUGGCAAGUCUCCCAAGGAGGACCUGAAACCUUGGCUGAGCUAUGAUGCUGAACCACCUGAUAUCUACUGUAUUGGUUUUCAAGAAAUUGACCUGAGCAAGGAAACAUUCCUUUUUAAUGAUACGCCAAAGGAAGAGGAGUGGUUCGUGGCUGUGACUGAAAGUCUUCAUCCAUUGGCCGCAUAUGCAAAGAUCAAGCUCGUCCGGCUGGUUGGAAUGAUGCUUAUAUUGUAUGUGAAGAAAGAACAUGCUGCUUAUGUUACAGAAGUGGAAGUGGAAACAGUCGGAACAGGCAUAAUGGGAAGAAUGGGUAACAAAGGUGGAGUCAGCAUAAGGUUUCAGUUCCAUAACACCACCUUGUGUAUCGUUAACUCACACCUCGCGGCUCACACUGAAGAAUGUGACAGACGGAACCAAGACUACAAAGACAUCUGUAGCAGAAUGCGUUUUAUUCAGUCUACCCUGCCACUGACAUCUCUCACAAUCAUGAAGCAUGACAUGAUAAUAUGGCUUGGCGAUUUGAACUACAGAAUAUGUCAUCCAGAUGUAGAAGUUAUUAAAAAGCUAAUAAAAAUUAAGGAUUAUGCAAGACUCAUCAAAUAUGAUCAGCUAACGAAACACAUGGAGGAGUCGGGUGUGUUCCAAGGAUUCAAGGAAGGAAAUAUCAACUUUCAACCAACCUAUAAAUAUGAUAUUGGCUCUGAUCACUGGGACACGAGUGAGAAAUGUCGAGUUCCUGCAUGGUGUGACCGAAUCCUUUGGAAAGGCAGCAACAUCGAGGAGUUGGAGUAUCGCAGUCAUAUGGCUUUAAAAAUCAGUGACCAUAAACCAGUUAGCGCAAUCUUUCAAGCUGGGAUAAAGGUGGUUAAUCAAGAAUUGUACAGAAAGACAUAUGAAAAUAUUGUUCGCCAACUAGACAGAAUGGAGAAUGAUUCUAUUCCUUCAGUGUCCCUGUCCAAAACAGAGUUCCAUUUUGAGAAUGUGAAGUUCAUGCAGCUUCAAGUUCAAACACUUACUAUUGCGAACACUGGACUGGUGCCCUGUCAAUUUGAAUUCAUCACCAAAUUGAAUGAGCCUUCAUACUGCAAACCAUGGUUCAGUGCUACCCCUGAUAAGGGGAUUUUGAUUGAGGGGGAAAGAAUAGAAAUUGAGUUAGAAGUGUAUGUGAAUAAAUUUACUGCGCUCUCAUUAAAUAUGGGAGAAGACCGCAUUGAGGAUAUUUUAAUCUUGCAUCUACAACGAGGAAAGGACUACUUCAUGUCCAUUUGUGGGAAUUACCUCCCAAGCUGCUUUGGAUCCUCGUUGCAAGCACUUUGCCACAUGAAGGAGCCAAUCCGAGAAGUGAAACCUCAAAGAAUACAAGAGCUGGAAAGAAUGGCAAAGGAAAACAAAUCUUCAGACAGUUUUGCAAAUGAAGUGCCACUUGAUGUCCCUAAGGAAAUCUGGAUGUUGGUCGAUCACCUACACCGCAAUGCUUCAUUCCAGGGAGAUCUGUUCCAGCAGCCAGGACUGAAGUCAGAAUUUGAGGAGAUACGAGACUGUUUAGAUACUGGAAUACCAGAUUUUCUCCCUGGCAGUAACCAUUCUAUAACCGAAGCACUGUUGCUCUUUCUGGAUGCCCUUCCAGAGCCAGUCAUUCCUUACUACCUGUACAGAAGUUGUUUAGAGGGUUCAUGCAGCUAUACUCUGAGUGAGCAGGUUGUCUCCAAGCUACCUCAUUGCCAUAAGAAUGUAUUCAAUUAUUUAAUGGCUUUCCUUCGAGAGCUUCUGAAAAAUGCUGCUUGUAACAAUCUUGAUGUGCCUACACUUGCGAGCAUCUUUGGAGUGCUAUUGCUGAGAUCGCCUCUUAAUGCCACAAGUCAAUGUGACGUCAUUGAGAGUAAGAAGGCAGCACAAGAGUUCAUUACACGUUUCCUUACAUUGAAGGACGGUUAAUCAAAGCAGCCUGACCCAGCCAACAAAGUGUUUAUUUUCUAGUGUUUAAUAAAAUUGUACUAUUUCAGUCAAGAGUAUUUUUAUAUGAAGAUAAAGAUCUUUAGAAUUAUGCAAAUGUUUUGGAAUGCAGAAACAAGCUUCUACUUAUUUUGUAAUGUAAAUUUAUCUUAGAGUGUUUGAAGGUUCAGAGCUGGAGUCAUUCGUGUCACCUCCAAUUUAUAGAAGCACCCUGCAAUGUUUCCGAUGUUGUAUUUUGUAAUGUAUUAUAUGCAGGGAACUGACAAUUUUGUAUGCACAUGAUUUUUUUUUACUAUUUGGUAGUCCAGCCCCCACCACUUACUCCGUCCCUGCGUGUAUCAGGCAAAUAGUGCAUACCACUUUCCAUUGCCAUAGAUGUCAGUUACAAAGGUAGAAUUUAAACUCUAUUAAGCACAGCAACUAUUUGAGGUUAUUCAAAUAGUUGUUUAACAUAUAGUUCAAGUAUAAUUACUCAUCACUUAAGUCCUUUUGGCAGUCCCAAGUAACAGAGUCAGCUGAAACUGGAGCUGUAUUUACAGUCCCAGCUGUGGUGCUGAAGCUGGUCAAACCACUGCAUAUGUCAACUCUAUUCUGCUCUCCCUACAUGAAUAAAGGGAAAAGCUUUCACCUUCAAAGCCUGUCUGUAGCCAGGUGUAUUUUCCACAAAUAUAUAUUACAAUAUAGAAGCCCAGAAGUCCUCUUCAGAUCUUUAGAAUUAUGCAAAUGUUUUGGAAUGCAGAAACAAGCUUCUACUUAUUUUGUAAUGUAAAUUUAUCUUAGAGCGUUUGAAGGUUCAGAGCUGGAGUCAUUCUUGUCACCUCCAAUUUUUAGAAGCAAAUUUCAACUGGGAGCAGGAGAGAAAUGGAGAGACUGCCUACAAAGAGCCACUUCCAGACCAUUAUUUAAGAGAGUCACCGCUUUAAGAAAGAGCGAAGGGGUGGAUAUCUGAACUCAAAUCCCAGAGCUGACACUACUUAAAACAAUAAUGUUAAGUUUUAAUUUCUGAAGUUGUCAAAAUUCUGCAUAAAAUUGAUAUAGUAGGCAAAUCACAUUCAUAAGAUAAUAAUGGAGUGGGAGGGAUGGGAGUUUUGGAUUUAACUUCAGCCACAAGAAGUUUCCCCCAUGCAAUAAAUAAGUUAUGUUACCUUUUGGAGUUGACAAAGUACUGCAAUGAUAGAUGCUAUUUCAGACCAAUAUACCAGUGUAAGAAUUAAUUUGAUCACUAUGAAUGUUCAAAUACACAGACUCAUCCACAAUGAGAAAAACAGCUUGGCUCGCAUAUAAAAUUUUUCCUAUUUUAAACUGUGAGUAAUCUGAACAAAGAGAGAAACUGGUGGAGCAUGCACCGAUCCCAGGUCUCAAAAUAAGUUUUCAUUGAACCUUUUUUGAGCUGAUGUUAUGAAAUGUAUUUGUGAGACAUCCAAACACUUCUUUCCUUAGCGUGAUUGGAUCCUGAUAAAAGAUUUGCCAAGAAAUAUACCGAUUACAGCAAGACCUCUGUGCAAAUUUAUAUAUCUUUGUACCAUAGCAACUUCAGUCUGAGUAAACAAGCACUGAGUAAAGACAAAGGUAUUUUAAAUGCAAGUAAUUCAACACCUAUAAUGUGUUGCUUCCAGAUGAAGUGGUUACCCCGUCACUAAAUCGAGAUGCUUUGACAAACGUGUUAAUCCAUGAUCAAGAUUCUUUUGUAUUAAGAUACUUGGAUAAAUAAUUACAUGAAGUAGUAGGAUUGAGUUGGAAGUGGUUCUGUUGAAAUUGUACAUUUGGAUCAGGUACUUUUUUUAAACCUUGAAUUCAUUGUAAUGAGUCAAUGGUGACUCUAUGUUUUCAUACUGUAAAUCAUGUCCAGCAGUGCUUUAAUGGAAAUUACUCCAGUCCAUUUAUUCCCCUUGACACAGAUAAGGUUCCGAUUGGCUUGAUGCAGUACUUUAUAUUCUAUUGACACAUUAAUGGGCAAGAUUUUAACUCACUAAAAACCAAUUCAGUUACACAAAAGUUAAAAUCAGGCCAAUUAUACUUGUUUUACAGUGUCAAGCAAUAUGAUUUUUCCCUAAAAAUAUAUAUUUCCAAGGCUUUUGUCAUGGAUAAGGAUUUUGUGGUAUUGAAUGGUUGUAGAUGUUGGACAAAGCUCAGGAACUCCACCAAGAUGAUUCUUAUGCAUUGUUGUCCUCUUCCUUUUUUUAUGUAUGAGGGGAGUUAACAUUCUUCCCCUGGCAUCAGCUGUUUCUCCCCAGGUCCCAUUUGAGAGCUAUGAGGUCUUGAAGCCAGAUGGGCAGUAAGGGUAUCAAAGGAAGCCCAUUCCCAAGUCACUGGUAGAAUGUUGCUCUUGAUAAGCUGCCAAGAGACAUCUCAGUGGCUACAGGAUAGCUCCUCAUUUAGUUGUUUUUCCCAUUUCCUUUUCUUCCCCUCAUCCAUUUUAUGUAGUCACAGCAACUUCACUGAGAGGGGAAACUUAGUAGAGUUUGAGGUUUGAAGUUGCAUCCCUACACUACACCUCAACUGUGCUCCUGUAACACUGCAUUCCAAUAUAAAUAGCUAUCUUUUCACUCUUCUACCUUCAGGGAGUGCUAAUGCUGCCUGCUGAGUAUUUUCAUUAUGUUUAAAACAUGCACAUUUUAAAUGAUGACCAAUUCAGCCAAGAGUAAAAUUAUCUUUUUUUUUUUUACACAGUGCAAAUGAUUGUUCCCUUAUGAGCUUCAGGAUCUUUGUAUGGCAUGUCCUAUAAUAUACAGGUAUCAAAUUCCAGGUUCACGUUCCACAAAUGCAUUUGUUAUUUGAACACAUCCAACUCAGUACUGAAACUGUUUAAAUUUCAAAAAAUCAUGUUUUAUUUAAAAGUUAUUUUAAACUGCACAGUCUUUGAACCCAUGUUGUAAUGGCAGGAAGUAUGAUGUGACAGGUUCUGGCUUGAUAGCUCAGAGGUAAAAUGUAAAGAUUUCCAAAUAGUGGACUUGAGACUAAAUACAGAUGAAGGCUAUUGGCCCAUCUUGGGUCAUCCACAUGGACUGAACCUAAAGUCCACCCUUGCAGUGUCCAGUUUGCUUUUUCAAUAACUGCACGAUUUUUGUCUCUACUGUUCCAAAUGGAAAUUAAGCACUUUGAAUGAAGAAAACCUUCCUGAUAAUCCACCUACAUUUCACUUGUUUAAACUUGAGAAUCCUUGACCACCUCAUACAGUUUAAAGUAAUUUUCAAGAUUUACUUUUUUCCAUGCUGUUUAUAGACUUACAUAUAGUUUCAAAAUAAACUCUCACCUAUUUCUUCUCAAGGAUGAAAACUUCAAGUAUCUCCAGUCUUUCUGCAUAGCUUAAACCUCUUAGAUCAGACCUCUGAGUUGGAAUCAACCUUGUGUUUCUUCUUUUCGCUGGACAUUGGUCUUGAAUGUCUCUCUUGUCUCAGUGACCAGAACUAGACACAGUAGUCAAGGUGCGUUCUGACCAGAGCAUUCUGCAAUUUGAUCAUGACUCUCUCUGACUUGUUUCCGACUGAUUUAAUUUCACAGUUCAAAAUUUUAUUAGCAUUGUUAAUUAGUGCUCUGCUUUGGUUAGGCACAUUAAGCAUCUAGUGUACUGAGACUCCUAGGUCUCUCUAAACUUCACCAUUAACUAUUUCAACAUCAUUCAUGCAUAUAUAUGUGUUGCCUACUUUUCAUUUUUGUGUGAUGUUUUGUAUUCAAUUUGAUCUGCAAUUGUUAUGCCUACAAACAUAUUUUGUCCAGCUUAUUCUGAGCUACUACCUCCAAUUCAACUGCCCCUCCUAGUUUGGUAUCAUUUGCAAAUUUGACCAAUUUGCAUUAGGUUUUGAAAUUCAAGUCAUUGGUGUAAAUUAGAAGCAGUAAAGGCAUCAACACUAAUAUCAGGGGCUCCUCACUCAGUGCUUUUGCUCCACAACCCAAUGUAACUUCUGUAACAAAUAUCCAUUGUUCAACACAUCAGCCAAUUCAUUAGCCAUUGUCAAGAUUUACCCAGAAGACAUACAGCUUUGAGCUACACUAAUACCCUUUUCUGUGGCUUACACAGUCCAUUUGGGAUGACUUAUUAUCAAAAAAGAUCAAGCAUGUUAAACUAGAUCUUCCCCAUACCAAAUUCUGCUCAUACCUCACAUGUGCCCUUGCUGAACUAUAGUGGCUCUAAGACCCCAAUGCCUUCAAUUUAAAAUUCUUAACAAUCUAAUUAAAUCCCAUGUGGGUGCAACUCUCCCUAUAUCUAACCUACUCCACUUCUAAAAGAUCCACACCCUGAACUCUCCAUUUCUCCAGCUCUCGAAUUCUGUGCAUCCAUUUGUCUUAAUACUGGGAGCGGUGCCUUUAACCAUCUCAAUUUCAAGAUAAGAAAUUUAUAACCUAAAUUUCCCUGCCUCUUUUUCUAUGCUAUAUAAUUGCAAUUGUUGUUUAAUCAAUGUUGAACUAAGUGUUACUGUACAGAUGAUCUUCAGCUUUACAUCGAAUAAUCGCUUCCAUUAUUUUACACAGUAUUAAACUGAGAGUGUCUCAAUUAGCUGUGUCUGAUUCUUCACCUUUUUUUGACCGUAGACUUUGGCCAUUUUCCAAUCUACUAGAAGUACCCAGUGGCUCCCUCAUACUGAUUGUCAGUUCCUCUAGGAUUUACUCCCUGGAUUCGUUUGCCACCCUGAGAUCAGAAGUUCCACUGUUGCUAAAUCAUCAGACUACUUAUCCGAUACACAGUACUGGAUAAGCAUAAAUUUCAUCCAAUUGAAUAUUGGGAAUAUUGAAGCCAUUGUUUUUAGCCCAAAUUCCAUUCCUUAAUUACUGAAUCCAUCACUCUCCCUGGCAACAGGUUGAGAUUAAGGCAGUGUGUUUGCAAGUUUGACAUCACAUUUAAUCCUGAAAUGAGCUUCUGACCUCAUAGUCUCAUGCCAUCAUGAAGAUCAUCUAUUUCCACUUCCGUAACAUUGUUCAACUUUGCUUGUGUCUCAGCUCAUCUAUUGCUGAAACCCUCAUCCAUGCCUUUGCUACCUCAAAUAUUCCAAAGCACUCCUGACUGAUCUCCCACAUUCCACCCUUGGUAUACCUGUGGCCAUCCAAAAUCUGCUGCCAUCUCUUAACUUGCAGCAAGUCCAUUCCCCAAUCACCCCUGUCUCGCUCUCCUACAUUGGGUCCAAGUCAAGCAACAUCUUGAUUUUAAAAUUCUCUUAUUUUCAAAUACUCCAUGGCCUUGCCCCUCCCUAUCUCUGUAGUCUCCUCCAACCUCACAACCCUCCAAUAUCUAUGUUUCAAUAAUUCUGGCCCCUUGUGCAUUCACAAUCAUAAUUGCUCCACCAUUGGUGGCCAUGCUUUCAAUUACCUUGACCCCAAAGCUCCGAGAUUCCUUCCCUACACAUCUCCGCCUCUCUACCGUGCUUUCCUCCUUUAAGACACUUCUUAAAACCUACCUCUUUGACCAAGCUUUUGACUAUCUGACAUAAAGGGUGGAAUUUAAUGGAGCUUGCCAGAGCAGGCAUGACAGGAUGGGAGUUGGUGUGGGGGUGCUGGGAGUAGGUAGUUGCAGUUCACGUGGAUAAGAAUAGGAAUACCUGCUUCUGGAAUUGGGAAAACUGUCGCAGAUUUAGUUGGGGUCAAGAAGGGCCUGACGUGGGAAUCCCACCACUGGUGAUGGGAUAUCAAUUGGGCUCAAAAUUGAGCUACGUAAAACCAGUUAUCCCUCAGCCACCACGAUUUAAUGGUGGCUCAGGGAUUUAACAUGGGUCUCGGGUGCCUCCCUCAGGCCGCCCAGCAAACCCUGACAGGUUUGCCAAUAGCCUACCGGGGGUUGGUGGGGAGUCCCUCGUUGGCAGGCACUCAGUGCCCAAUCGAGGGACCAAGCAUUGGGAAAAAUGGUGGGGAGGUGGCUGAAAACCAUGCCUCUACCCUCGCAUCCAAUCCACCUGCCCAACACAACCCCCACCCCCCAUCCACUUUGCUGGUGACCACCUCCCUCUCGCCCCACUCACCUGUCUCCGUAGAUCCAGCGAUAAUGCUUGGUGAAGGUCUCAGGGCAUUACUGGCAAAAACCCCAAGUUCUAGUGGCAUACGCAACAAUGGAGAGCUUCUGGCCUCUGAUUGGCUGGCAGCUCUUGAGGUCGGAUUUCCACCCUGCUGGAGCCCUGAUCAUGUGCAAGCCCUGAUGCUGGCCAAUUAAGGGCUUGAUUACACUUAAGUUGUAGCUUUGGACCUCCUCGGGAGAAAUGAUGCUGGGCUCCCACCCAGUUCGCUAACCAGUGAGGGGGGGAUCCUCAUUGCAGGAACUAAAUUCUACUCAGUAUCUCCUGAUGUGGUUUGUUGUCAUGCUUUGUUUUAUAAUGCUUUUGUGAAGCACCAGAUUUUCAUUACGUUAAAGGUAUUAUUUAUAAGUUGUUGUCCCUGCAAUUUUUUGUGUUUAAAUUCUUUCAACCUGUUUAGGAUUUUCAUCUCAGUUACACUAAAGCCAUGCAUUUUUCCUUCGAAAACUAUUAUAUUGCUCAUUGUCUUCCUUUGUCAAUACACACAGGAUGUAGACAUUCAAAAUGUUUACUGUUGUAGUUGUUCUAUUUCCAGUCUGUUCGUAUCAUUUGUGGCUUUCUUCCUUUUUCUAGUUGCCUUACUAUUGAAAUAGUGAAAGAACUUCUUGCUGUUAAAAUUUGCAUCUGCAGCUAAGCUUUUUUCAAGUUUUUUAUGACUCUCUGAUCACCUUUCUAAUAUGUUUCUUCACUUUCUUAUACUAAUCUUAGAGAAUUCCAUCCUCUUUCUCUCUGCAGGAUUUGUAGAGGUUAGCUUUCCUUUAUUUCACUUAUCAUUUGUUUCCCUAAUCUAUUUAGGGUUAUGGCUGUUGGUCUGUGUAUGUAUUUAUCCUCUAUGCAUAACAUUGUGCCUUUCAAAGGGUGCAACUUGUCCGAUCCAAGUUGAACUUGCACCCCGAUGAAUUUGUUUUUUUCUGCUCCUUUCUUGAAAUUAGCCCUUUUAAAACUAUAAACCUUGUCAUGCGUAGUGACCUUUUGCAAGCUUCAGUACUACUCAAGGGGCAAGGCAUUUUGGUGCAGUUAAGGUUGUCCUGUUAUUGGUCAAAAAGGCAAUGGAAAAGACUGUCAAUUCAUUGACUGAAACAAGUUAAUACAUUCUCCUGCUGGUGGAAUUUUGAUCCCUGUGUGAUUGUGGCCUUUUCAUUUAUUUCCCAUUCAGUACAACACGGCCUGGCCAGGGUCAAUGACACACAUUUUAAUUAAAUGGGCAUCUUCUUGCAUUAAUUAAGCUACCAUCAACAUCCAGGGUAGAUCAGGAAAACCAAUGUAUAUAUACUAGUUUCCAAGCCUGCAAAACACAGCGAUGGUAUAUUACUGUGAAGAAUCUGGCAUGGUGGUGUCUAAGCUGAGGUACCACAGCACAUGAAAAGCUUUGAGGUGCAUAUAAAGAAAAAAGUAAGGAUCUCUCCCUUUUAGUUGAACAUGACAUGGAAAUAAUGAGGGCAAGAAAGCCAGACCCCAAGCUCUAGGCAGCAUGAGAACAAAUCACCAGCUGGCCUCUUCAAUCUCAGGACAGUACAUUGCUUUUUAAAGUGAUGUUCAUCAUCUGUUUAACAGUAAAACUACAGAGUUAGCAAAUGUUAAACAAACAGCCCAUUGAGUACUCCAACAUCACUGUGGGACUUCCAGUAGUUCCGGCUGAAGAAUGAUAAGACUCCAGCCACUAGUUCACCAGGCUGAUUGACAGGGCACAGUGUGGUAUCACGGUAUUUCAUCUUUAAAGAAAAGGGAUGGAAAGAUUACCAAUGUGAAUUAUCAUAUCUGCCAAUAUUAUUGGAGAAAUCUGCAGCAGAGGCUAUCGCAUCCCUUAACUGCUUUGAAAUGAGAAGAAAGCAAGUUUUGGGGAGAGAAGCAGGUGCUUAAUUAUUUAAAUAUGCUGUCAAAGACUGUGCAGUUAACAUGUUCCUGAAAGAAACUUUAGCAGCAAAGCUUUUGCAAAGGAACUAUAUUUUUAGCCGAGGUUGUUCACAGGGAUUUUGUGUUUGGCCACCCUGUCCCUGUGUUUGCUGAAAAUUUGUGAUGCAGCAUCUAUCAAAAUGAAUCAUUGCUUAACAAAACAUGUACAUAUCAAAUGAAAAAAGUGAUAGGCAGCUGAUGUUUUUUGGCCCCAGGAACAAGACUGGCCUUGUAAUGUUGCUGGACCAAAUGUUUCAUGUUCCAUUAUGUAGUGUAAAGUUUUGCUUUCAUAGGUAUGUAAUUGAAUUAAAACUAUUUAUACAGUGA
Carcharodon carcharias (great white shark) is the source of this 11109-nucleotide messenger RNA. It is a transcript of the gene inpp5b, whose product is annotated as inositol polyphosphate-5-phosphatase B. Bases 113 to 2875 code for a protein of 920 amino acids. The record is from RefSeq and is a predicted model, not a curated record. Gene Ontology annotation, molecular function: phosphatidylinositol-4,5-bisphosphate 5-phosphatase activity; inositol-1,4,5-trisphosphate 5-phosphatase activity. The transcript has 23 exons. Gene Ontology annotation, cellular component: membrane; cytosol. NCBI's taxonomy places the organism in Eukaryota, Metazoa, Chordata, Chondrichthyes, Lamniformes, Lamnidae. Gene Ontology annotation, biological process: signal transduction; phosphatidylinositol dephosphorylation.